Molecule: messenger RNA, 2874 nt
Organism: Menidia menidia (Atlantic silverside)
Lineage: Eukaryota; Metazoa; Chordata; Actinopteri; Atheriniformes; Atherinopsidae
Source: the annotation of a GenBank genome assembly
AUGAAUUCCGUGGACGACCGACGUGACCGUACAGCAGGAUCCAGAAAUGGAGGAGCAACGGUGAAACUAUUCAUCCAGAAAGUCCAUUCUCCUCAGCAGUCCCUUAAUGACUCACUGGAGGAGGAAGUUCAGGCUUUUCUCAUUGAUGAAGACCAACUUCACACUUAUGAUGACCUCACCAAAGUCAACCCGGUGACCCCAACAACAGUGCUGAAAUGCCUGCAGGCCAGGUACAGCGCAAAAGUCUUUUACACCCAUGCUGGUUGCACCUUGGUAGCUCUGAACCCUUUCCAGCCCAUCCCACACCUUUACUCUCUUGAUGUGAUGAAGGAGUAUCACUGUGCUGCUCAGCCCCAGGAGUUCAAACCACAUAUCUUUAUUGUGGCUGAAGAGGCAUACAGAAAUAUUCAGGGUCAGCUGGAGCCAGUCAACCAGUCUUUGGUGGUCAGCGGUGAAAGUGGAGCCGGAAAGACAUGGACAUCUCGCUGCCUGAUGAAGUAUUAUGCCACUGUGGCUUCCUCCUCCUCAGUGUUGACGAGUCAGGACACAGUGGACAGGAUAGAGCGGAGAGUACUGGACUCCAAUCCUAUCAUGGAGGCCUUUGGAAAUUCUUGCACGCUCCGCAACAACAACAGCAGCCGAUUUGGGAAGUAUAUCCAGCUACAGCUAGACAGGUGUCAGCUGUUAGUCGGGGCUUCGGUGCAAACGUAUCUCCUUGAGAAGACGAGGGUGGCCUGUCAGCCAGCCAAUGAAAGGAACUUCCACAUCUUCUACCAGAUGAUGAAAGGGGCCACGGAUGAGCAGAGAAAAGAGUGGAAGAUGUCACAUGACCAAAGUUUUGUUUGGCUGCCGAAUUCUGAGAAGCAAGUCGAAGAAGAUUGUUUUAAUGAGACGGUUGAGGCAAUGGUUCAUCUGGGAAUCAAUGAAGAAAAACAAAGGGAAAUAUUUAGGAUUUUAGCUGGGAUUCUUCAGCUGGGGAAUGUGAGUUUCUCUUCCUCAUCAAAUGAAUCGCAGCCGUGUGACCUCAAUGAGCAGUCGGAAGACUUUUCGCAGAGAGCUGCAGAGCUUCUUUGUGUCUCUGUUGAGGAGCUCCGGACGUGUUUAAGGGUGAGGACUCUGAAGGCGGGGAACCAGAGCGUGCUCAAGCCCUGCUCCCAGGCAGAGUGCAGUGUGAGGAGGGACUGUCUGGCCAAGGUCAUUUACGCCCAAUUAUUUGAGUGGGUGGUUACGUUCAUCAACAACAGCAUAUGUGCAGAAAAAUCUACAUGGUGCAACUUUAUAGGCGUGCUGGAUGUUUACGGCUUUGAGUGUUUCAACAUCAACAACCUGGAGCAGCUUUGCAUCAACUACGCCAACGAGAAACUCCAGCAGCACUUUGUGGCACAUUAUCUGAGAGCUCAGCAGGAGGAGUAUGUUUCAGAGGGGUUGGAGUGGUCCUUUGUCAAAUACCAAGACAACCAGAGCUGCCUGGACCUCAUAGAGGGAGCCCCUGUCAGCAUCUUUUCUCUUCUUAAUGAGGAGAGUCGCCUCAAUCGAGUCUCGGAUGCCAAAAUGUUGAGGGUUCGUUUAGAGAAGGAGCUCGGUGAUAAUAAGAACAUCAGCUGGGACAAGUUCAGCAAGGUGCCACAUUUCACUGUGACCCACUAUGCUGGCAAGGUUAAGUACCAGAUAGAGGGCAUGGUGGAGAAAAACAAGGACCCAGUUCCACCAGAGCUCAUCAGCCUGCUUCAGACGUCCGACUGCCCCCUGCUACAGCAGAUCUUUACUGACUUGGAAACUGGGAACCCAACCACCAAGGCUCUGAGUAAAGUCACUGUGGUGUCCAAGUUUAAGAACUCACUGGAGAGCCUGAUGAGGAUCCUCCACAACACAACUCCUCACUACACCCGCUGCAUCAAACCUAACCCCGAAUCAAAGCCGCUGACCUUUAAAAAGGAAGAGGUUAUAGCGCAGUUGGAGGCUUGUGGGAUCGUGGAGACCAUUCACAUCAGUGCUGCUGGCUUUCCAAUAAGGGUUCCUCUCGGAAGCUUCUUGCAGCGUUAUGGACUGAUAACAAAAUACAGAUCAAGGCGUCACAGUGUGGAUCUGAAAGCUGACAGCAACAAUGAGCUCCAUCGGGAGGUGGAGAAGGUUCUCAGUGUGAUGUUGCACCUGUCCUGUGAUGGACGCACAUCGAUGGUUCAUCAUGGAAAGACAAAAGUGUUUCUUACUCAGGCGAUGCUGGAUAUACUGGAGGGUCAGAGGAGGAAGGUCCGGUCUCAGAGUGCCUUCAUCAUCCAGUGCUGCUGGAUGCGGUAUCAGCGACGCAGACGCCUCACCCGCCGGAAAUCUGCUACUUUGAUCCAAGCAGCGGUGCGCUCCUGGCUGGUCAGGAAGCAGGUCCAGAGGUGGAACAGAGCAGCCGCGGUCAUCCAGACCACCUGGAAGAAAUGGAGGACACUGCUGAAGUCCCUGGCAGAUGCAGAACUUGAUGAUGCGGAGGACCUGGUGGAGGAGGACGUCCCCAAACUGAACCCCGUUGUUAGGGAACGGGGAUCAGUGCAGCUCUCCAGCAUCCCAGAACCGGUCCCCGUGCGGGGCUGGCCCAUGGGCCUGGCCCUGGCAUCCGCCCCAUCCAUCACAGUCUCUCUGACAGCCACGGGCUUCCAGAAGAUAGUGUCUGUGAUGACCUCCCUCAACCUGCCAUCCCGGAAAGGCGAGUACAAGGUGAACACCAACCAGUACAAGCAGGGGCUCGCCUCCAUAAGGGCCAAACCCAAGGGUUCUGUUAAGCUGCACUAUCAGCGAUCUCCACUUCUGUAUGCUGACAUGCAGCCAGACCUGAAGACUGAGGUGACCGGCUUCAAUGAGAUCCUCUUGGAGAAAACUUUUUGA